CGGUUUUAGGAAAUAUGUUAUUAAUUUGUACACGUAAUGAAUGAGCGUUUGAUGUGCCAUGUAAAGUUUCCAUGAAAUCCACAUAAAGUUUCCAAUAGAAACACGUAUGUUUUCAUAACUGUCAAAUCAUCCAAUCAUUAAGCUGCUAGAUAUUUGUGGAACAAAUAAAAAUAAUCAAAAAGUAUUUAAUAAUAAAAGAAACCAACAAGUGCAUAAAAUUGACUUAGCAAACUACAUAUAUUACUUGUCACUCGUGGCGUUUUGAUAACAGCAACGACCAUGGCAGAUGCAGGGCAAUGGUUCAAGCAGCUGCCAAGAUUCACCAGAUACUGGCUGGCGGGUACCAUCUCGAUGAGUCUGCUGACUCGGUUUGGAGUAUUGCCACUGCAACACAUGUAUCUGGCUCGGGACUUGGUCCUAACCAAAAUGCAUUUAUGGCGCUGUGCAACAAGUCUUUUUGUCUACCCACUGACACCAUCAACAGGAUUUCACUUCCUUAUCAAUUGCUAUUUCAUCACCCAGUAUAGUGCUCGUUUGGAGAAGGAUCAAUUUGGUCGAAGUCCCGCAGAUUAUUUAUACCUGCAAUUAAUUGUGUCCGCUGUGGCAGUGUUGGGUGGUUUGCUUUUCAAUGUGGCAUUCCUAAUGGAUCUACUGGUUGUGGCUGUGACGUACAUCUGGUGUCAACUUAAUAAAGAAGUAAUUGUUAACUUUUGGUUUGGCAGUCGCUUCAAGGCCAUAUAUUUACCAUGGGUGCUGGCGGGUAUGGAGUUAAUAUUCCAAGGGUCCAUUGCAUCAUUAAUAGGUAUCUUCAUAGGUCACUUUUAUUAUUUCCUCAAAUUCCAAUAUCCCCAAGAGCUGGGAGGUAAUGCUUUUCUCGAAACUCCCAGCAUACUCAAACAAUAUGUACCCGAUAUUAGCGGAGGAGUAAGCUACUUUGGUGUACCACCGGCAAGUAGAGCCGACCAAAGACCCGCUGCUGGCGGUGGCGGCGGCGGCGGUGGUUUUCCUAAUGCCUGGGGCCGUGGCAAUACUUUGGGUCGUUAAAUAUUUUUAAUUAAUUCCUUUAAUACUUACCCAACUAUACAUUUUUUACACGUUGUAAUAUGUACUGAAUUUGUAAUCUAUACUACGAAAUUUAUUUUGAAAUUUAUUUAUUUUUUGUGGAUAUCUUCAAAUGACAUCAUACAUCUUAGAAUUAACAACAUAUUGCUAGGGAAAAGUAGUUAAAGAUCAACAAAAAGAAAUUUGUAAAAAGAAAACAAAAAUAUUAACGAAACGGAAUAUUUUUUCAUUAAGGCUAGGGCGAAUUGAAAAGAAAGCGUUCAUGAAAUAUAUAGUGUAAUUUAAAUAAAAAGACUACUCAUAA
Molecule: messenger RNA, 1366 nt
Organism: Stomoxys calcitrans (stable fly)
Lineage: Eukaryota; Metazoa; Arthropoda; Insecta; Diptera; Muscidae
Gene: Der-1
Product: derlin-1
Exons: 3
Coding region: 280-1044 (254 amino acids)
Biological process (GO): endoplasmic reticulum unfolded protein response
Cellular component (GO): endoplasmic reticulum membrane; Hrd1p ubiquitin ligase ERAD-L complex
Molecular function (GO): misfolded protein binding; ubiquitin-specific protease binding
Source: RefSeq, a predicted model, not a curated record